Molecule: messenger RNA, 1350 nt
Organism: Closterium sp. Naga37s-1
Lineage: Eukaryota; Viridiplantae; Streptophyta; Zygnematophyceae; Desmidiales; Closteriaceae
Source: the annotation of a GenBank genome assembly
AUGGCUCCUCCUGAAGUGAAUGGAUCUGCUGGAGCUGCUGCUGCUGCUGGUGGGGCCCUGAAUAAGAAAGGUUCGGAGCCUGUUACGCCAAGGACGCCUUUCAACGGGGUCCAAGGCCCUUUCGGUGUGGAGGACAUUGCUGCAUUGUCGGCGAAGACGUCUGCGCUUCGAAUCGAUGAUCUGCAAAAGGACGAGAAGGAAAAGCUCAAGGCAUCAGCGGAGGCUCCAGGGAAGCACCAGCCUUCAACGUCCGGGGUUCAGCAGAACGGGAAGGAAGCGGCUAAAGAAGCAGAGGAGGAAGACGGUUACCUCAGCGACGACCCUGACGAGUGCCAGGACCCAGGGGUGAUUAAUGAUAUCGCGACGCAGGCGGGCUUCGCUAUUAUGCUCCUUAUCCCGUUCAAAUGGGUGGAGGAAGUCCCGCGUACGAUCGGCACGGUCCAAGAGCUGCUCAGGCUGUGGGAGGGUCACAUGACGACGGUUGCCAAGACGACGACUAAGUUUCACAAGCUGUCGCCGACGUGGCUCUCCAAGCAGCAUUUCGGCCGUCUUCAAGUUGUUUUCGCACAUGCUGCGGAUGCGAAUUUCAUGUGGAGCAGGAAAGGGGAACAUGAGACGGUGACCAAGCUCCGGUUGACGCUGGGCUGGCAGCAUCCAGAGAAUCAAGAGUACGUGAGGGAGCGUUCGGCGAGGCAGGAGGCGAUUGAGGUGCUGUUGAAAGGUGUCCCGGCGGUCAUCUCGCCGGAGAUGGUCCGAAAGAGCCUCGUGACAGCGACUCUGUUGAAGCGCAAGCGUACGGCGUUCCUGGAGGGGGUGGCUUUUCACAGGGUGGUGGAUCCGGUGACAGGGUCAGACACGGACAAGAUCAAGGGGCUGGUCUUUCGCCACCCCGGGGAUAAGUAUAAGUGGUGGCACAAGGUGUCGGACAAGAUCCACGGCACAGAUCUACUGGUUUCUUUCCCCGCUCUCACCUGCUCGUUUUGCAACGGCAUGCACAUGUCCUGUUUUCAUGAUGACUAUGUGACGGAGAGGCAGGACAUUUUCACCAGGUGGAACUUACCGCUGGAGCGGGUGCACGAGAUGAACGCGGCCUCACUGAAGCUGACCUCAGCUACAAAGGCCAUCAUGGAAGACCCGGCGAUGGUGUUUACCUCCACCAGCGGGAUUCGGGAGGAGUGGUUGUGCGUCCAGGAGGGCUGCGAGAAGGCACAUGGCGUCAGUUUCGCGCAGGCUGCAGAGCAUGCGGCAUCGGUCCGCCAUUGCACCGAGCGUCUCAAGGCAGGGUCAGCGACCCGUCGGAGCAAGGGGAAGCUGAAUCUGCUGGCGGUCAGGAAGGAGUUCGGGAUGUAA